GCACUGAAGUUUGGACCUUCUGACGUGUCGUAUCACAACAAACAUGGCGUCCUCCUCUGAUGUACAUGUACGAAUUUGUGGGCAAGAGAUUAUUAAAUAUGAUCUUGAAAUCAAGGCUCUUAUUCAGGACAUAAGAGAGUGCUGCGGGCCGCAGGCGGUGCUUUUGGAUCUGAACUCUACAGUGAAGGAAAAGUUCAGCCAGUUAAGACAGAGGAUUCAGGACAUGGAACAGAUGGCAAAAGAACAAGACCGAGAGACUGAUAAACAAGCGAUCUUGAGUGAGACGGAAGGCCAUCGGAAGCAGAUGUUAAGUAACCAGAUGGCGUGGAGGAAGGCAAAUCUGGCCUGCAAGCUGGCCAUUGACAACCUGGAGAAGGACGAACUGCUUCAAGGAGGUGAUCCGGUUAGACAAAGGAAGGCCACUAAAGAGAGUUUGGUGCAGACAUCCAGUGACAUCACAGAGAGUCUGAUGAGCAUCAGCCGGAUGAUGGCCCAGCAGGUGCAGCAGAGCGAGGAGACCAUCGGAAGUCUGGCCGCAUCCUCAAGGACUGUGCUGGAGACGAAUGAAGAGUUUAAGGCCAUGACGGGAACCAUUCACUUGGGGCGAAAACUUAUCCUGAAAUAUAAUCGGCGUGAACUGACCGACAAACUGCUGAUCUUUUUAGCUCUUGCUCUGUUUCUGGCUACAGUGCUCUACAUCCUGAAAAAGAGACUCUUUCCCUUCAUUUAGCGUAAAAAGGGAUCUGUGUCAACUUAACGCUGCUUUCCAUAAAGCCCGACCGGACCCACAGUUCUCAGAGCCGGCAGUUCUUUUCGAAAUGAGGGGUUUGCCGUCAGUUAACCGCCAGGAAGACGAUGACAAGCUUUCUCUGGGGACACAAUAAGGGAGGGUAUUGAAGAGCUGUUAUAAAAUCUCAGUUAUCACGAUCACUAAAUAGAAAUUCAGGAAGGAAUUAAUGCACUUUGUACGAUUUGCUAUAUUGGUCUUAAUAAUUGCUUUUGCUUAUUCACUAGUAUGUUUUUUAAUCGGUGUAGUUGUUUGUAUAAUAAACAAAUAUUGGAUCUCAGGCUAGUUCUGUGAUAUCCCAAUAACCUGAUGUUUGUGCCUUAUGAACUACUGUAAUAACAUUUUUGCAUAUUAACUGAAGGUUAUGUUUCAUUGACGCUAUUUUGUUUUUAUUUUAAAGAAAGAAGUCGUUUAA
Messenger RNA from Puntigrus tetrazona (Sumatra barb), 1202 nucleotides. RefSeq names its product BCL2 interacting protein 1b (gene bnip1b). Gene Ontology annotation, cellular component: SNARE complex; endoplasmic reticulum. NCBI's taxonomy places the organism in Eukaryota, Metazoa, Chordata, Actinopteri, Cypriniformes, Cyprinidae. Gene Ontology annotation, molecular function: SNAP receptor activity. The coding region runs from base 44 to 730 and encodes 228 amino acids. Gene Ontology annotation, biological process: retrograde vesicle-mediated transport, Golgi to endoplasmic reticulum. The transcript is spliced from 6 exons. The record is from RefSeq and is a predicted model, not a curated record.